AUGUCUGCAGUUGGAACAAACGGUUUUAUCUAUUCAGAAAAAUAUUGUGACGAUCAGUAUGAAUAUAGACACGUUCACAUAACGCCGGAAGUCGCAAAGCUAAUAUCACGGCAACACCUAUUGUCGGAAAGUGAAUGGCGUCAUCUCGGUGUAGAACAAAGCCGUGGUUGGGAACACUACAUGUAUCAUUCACCCGAGAAGCAUGACAGGCAAGAAGUAGCGGCAGCCAAGCAUAAUAUCUGCCAAAUGGUUAGCGAAGUCGUUGCUGCAGUAAAGUUGAACAAGCUGUUUUGCAGAUUCUUUUGUUCAGAAGGCCUUUAA
Molecule: messenger RNA, 321 nt
Organism: Enterobius vermicularis (human pinworm)
Lineage: Eukaryota; Metazoa; Nematoda; Chromadorea; Rhabditida; Oxyuridae
Source: the annotation of a GenBank genome assembly